Messenger RNA from Oncorhynchus gorbuscha (pink salmon), 735 nucleotides. RefSeq lists its product as uncharacterized. NCBI's taxonomy places the organism in Eukaryota, Metazoa, Chordata, Actinopteri, Salmoniformes, Salmonidae. Bases 16 to 735 code for a protein of 239 amino acids. The transcript has 2 exons. The record is from RefSeq and is a predicted model, not a curated record.
UAAUAUUUAUCAUCAAUGGCUUAUCGAGGGAGAAAAUCAAGUGAGUUUGACAAACUCCAGAAGGAGAACUCACAGAUGAAGAGCGUCAUCGAAAACCUGAGGAAGCAAAACAUGGCUUUAAACCAACGGGAUGACCAGAACAAGUUUUCAAGUUUUGGCUAUCAGGAGAGCUACCCAAUCGCAGAGGGCCAUCGUGGCUUCAUCAGUGAUGCCAGACUUCUGCAGAUGCAGAGAGCUGAGAGAGAGGCCAUGGAAGCAAAGCAAAGAAAGAUAAGUGCUAUCCAUGAGAAUUAUAUCCGGACUGCUCUCAUCGGUGUUGGCAGCACCUUCGCGCACCACUUCGUCCCCUCUAUUCAGUGUAUUCCGAGGCCGAAAGCUCCACCGAGGCCUUUGCCACGAAGGCUUGAGCACAUAGCUCUGGCCCCACUGAAGAAUGUGGUGGGGGUGGACGGAGCCCAAGUUCGACCCGGAUCUCACUCUCUGGAGUCCAUCCAGGUAAAUAAGUCAUUCAGCAGCAGUAGCGUGUGGCCUGUUCCCGUCCCUCCCACUGCAGCUCCUUCCAAGAGGGGCAAGAAGAAGAAGGGCAGGCGGGGAGUCAAAGCCCUGAAAGUCCAGUCGGACCAGGGCUGUGCUGACAACAACGGACCCAUUGACCUGAUGGAGGAGGUGAGAGACAUCGAGGCUCACCUGAAGGAGGAAGACUGGAAGGUAGCAUGGACUUUGAAUUUAUUGUAA